AACAACAACAUCAAAAUGCCAGCUAAGACUAAGAAAUCCACUGAAAGCAAGGAUAAGACCAAGGAAACCAAGAAGGACAAGGUUACCAAGAAGACUACAAAGGCUUCCGGUGAUGGUGAAGAAGGUGAAAAGGACGACAAGAAGAAGAAGUCUAGACAUGAAUCCUACUCUUCAUAUAUCUACAAGGUCUUGAGACAAGUCCACUCUGAUAUUGGUAUUUCCACCAAGGCUAUGUCUAUCAUGAACUCUUUCAUCCAAGAUAUCUUUGAAAGAAUUGCCAAUGAAGCUGCUCAAUUGUGUAGAGUCAAUGGUACUAAGACUUUGUCUUCUCGUGAAAUCCAAACUGCUGUCAGAUUGAUCCUUCCAGGUGAAUUGGCUAAGCACGCUGUUUCUGAAGGUACCAAGGCUGUUACCAAGUAUCAAACUUCAUCAGGAAAGACUGCUCCAAAGAAGAGAGAGAAGAAGGAAAAGAAGGAAAAGUCUGAAAAGGCUACUGAAAGCAAGUAAAUUGCUAUUGGUAAAAUCCAUCAAUACACACAAAAACAACCCUAGGCAACUGUACAAAUUAACUUAUAUAAACAUACAAAAUUCUU
Molecule: messenger RNA, 593 nt
Organism: Naegleria gruberi
Lineage: Eukaryota; Heterolobosea; Eutetramitea; Acrasida; Naegleriidae
Product: histone H2B
Exons: 1
Coding region: 16-507 (163 amino acids)
Biological process (GO): nucleosome assembly
Cellular component (GO): nucleosome
Molecular function (GO): structural constituent of chromatin; protein heterodimerization activity; DNA binding
Source: RefSeq, a predicted model, not a curated record